Messenger RNA from Dothidotthia symphoricarpi CBS 119687, 1723 nucleotides. RefSeq names its product UDP-Glc/Gal endoplasmic reticulum nucleotide sugar transporter-like protein. NCBI's taxonomy places the organism in Eukaryota, Fungi, Ascomycota, Dothideomycetes, Pleosporales, Dothidotthiaceae. Gene Ontology annotation, cellular component: Golgi membrane; endoplasmic reticulum membrane. The record is from RefSeq and is a predicted model, not a curated record. The coding region runs from base 276 to 1511 and encodes 411 amino acids. The transcript is spliced from 3 exons. Gene Ontology annotation, molecular function: UDP-glucose transmembrane transporter activity; UDP-galactose transmembrane transporter activity. Gene Ontology annotation, biological process: UDP-galactose transmembrane transport.
GAUUCCGAGCCAACGUUCCGAAUUCCGAGAUUUGAGUUUAAGGCUGAUGUUGGCCCAAGCGAGGUUUUAGAUUUAGCGUUCCCCGUAAUAGCUUCGGGUUGAUGCCACCUUUGACUUUGCAUGCUACAGCCAUAAGCUUCACACGCUUGUCACUCCUUUCCCUGGCUGUGCGUCUUUGCUGACAAUCGCAUUUGCGACUCUGCACUUUCUCUUGAACCUUCCCGCUUUUCCUAUUCGCAUUCUCAUUCAUCUCUGCUUCAUCCUACGUGACAGUCAUGGCGCGUUCCAAGUCGAAAACACCAGCUAAGCGCACCCCGUCUGAGGCGCGUAAGCAAGCCAAUGGCAUGGCCCACCAGCUAGACGACGCAGUUCAUUCCAUCGAAAAGCAGCUGGAGAAGCAGGCAGAACUUCAUGCUAGGGAUCCGCAUGAGCAAAAGGAGGCAGGGUUGAUGAUGCUGGCCAUCUGUGUUCUUGGGAUAUAUGCCAACUUUCUGGGCUGGGGUUAUCUUCAAGAACGUCUGACAACAACGACCCACGGUCCCAUGCACGCGCGCUGGGUGUACCCCGUUGCCCUCAACACUGUCCAGUCCACCUUCGCAGCCAUAACCGGCUACAUCUACCUGUUUUCGUCCGCGCCUCGCCACCCCAAGACAGGCGCACGUAAUGUCCCAGCCAUAUUUCCUUUCAAGCAGAUCGUCUUCCAAGUCUUUCUCAUCUCGGUGACGAGCAGUCUGGCCUCGCCAUUCGGAUACGCCAGUCUCAAGCACAUCGACUAUGUCACCUUCAUUCUGGCCAAGAGUUGCAAACUGCUUCCGGUCAUGUUCCUCCACAUUACCAUUUUCCAGAAGCGAUAUCCAUUUUACAAGUACAUGGUCGUUGGUUGCGUGACGUUGGGCGUCGCCGUCUUCACCCUUUACAACCCCUCGACAGCGAAGAAGGCAGCAAAGAAAGGACUCAAUGUGGACGCUUCGAAGACGUUGGGCUUGUUCCUUCUCGGUGUUAAUCUGCUCUUCGAUGGCUUGACCAACACCAUCCAAGACCAGAUCUUUACUAAAUUCAAAGGCUUCACCGGCCCGCAGAUGAUGUGCGCGCAGAACAUCAUGAGCACUGCAUUAACAGUCACGUACCUCAUUGUGUCUCCAUACAUUGCGGGCACACCCCUCGGCGAAUGGGUUGGCCUCUCUUCGUCUGGGAACGGCGAGCUUAAUGAUGCCAUCACUUUCGUCACCACAUACCCGAGCGUGGGCUGGGAUGUCCUCGGCUUCGCGGCGUGUGGUGCGGUUGGGCAGGUUUUCAUUUUCCACACGCUGGCCCACUUCAGCUCUCUUCUUCUCGUAACGGUGACAGUUACGAGGAAGAUGCUGACCAUGCUGACGAGUGUGGUGUUGUUUGGUCACACGGUCACGUCGAAACAGUGGGGGGGUGUUGCGCUCGUGUUUGGUGGCGUCGGGGCGGAGGCGUUCUUCAACAGGUUGGAGAAGAAGAAGAAGAUGCAAGCGAAGAAGCAAUAAAGGAGUCGGGUUGAGGUUCAGAGGACUGAAUGACCGCAACGUGCGUUAAGAUUUAGAACUAGACACCUUGGAUUUAGAAAUAUGGAAUGACACGGGCGGAUACAGGACGCGUUGAAAUAAACUCGGGAUAACUCCUGCUUUAGUUCAAUCGUCCUCAGACCGUUUUUCGUUGACGUCUUAAAUGCAGAUUUUGGAGGUUAGUGCUGACAGUA